Molecule: messenger RNA, 2284 nt
Organism: Zerene cesonia (dogface butterfly)
Lineage: Eukaryota; Metazoa; Arthropoda; Insecta; Lepidoptera; Pieridae
Product: connectin-like
Exons: 3
Coding region: 155-1657 (500 amino acids)
Molecular function (GO): protein binding
Source: RefSeq, a predicted model, not a curated record
GUGUGUGUCCGUACUGAAAGUUUUUAACAGUUAUUUCAAAGCCUCGACCGUUUAGCGGUAACUUCAAAUGUGAUUAUAAAUAAACGGUGAGUUCUGUGAAAGAAACAGCUUAUUUUAAGUGAGUGCUCCUUGUGCUACUUAUAGUGUAGAAGGUAUGCGGGCUCAAAAGAUACCCGCUGCCUUGCUACUGUUGCUCAUCGCAAUAGAUUCCCUACACGCCAACAGAAGGAAGCAAAAGGAAAAAAUAGUUCAAACAGCAAUCAAUAUUUGCGAUAUAAGCGACAGAGAUUCCAAAGUGCAUUGCUACUGUGAAAAUAGUCAAGAUAUAAACGAAGCUAUUAAAACAGAAUGCUGGGUGUUCAAUGGAGGCAUAGAUAGAGCGGACCCUUUGUGGUCAAGCUUCACUUCACAAAUGAACAUAGAAACGCUCGCAUUCAACGUACGUGCCGAUGGGGGACUGAGUUUCGUACCCACGAGAGUGCUAAGAUAUCUGCGAAAAUUGACACAAUUUAGUAUAAAGUACAGCUCGAUACCCAAGAUUGAGUCUUAUACAUUCGUGAACGUCACGUCAGUCCGCGAAAUGACAUUGACCAAAAACCAAAUAGUUGUUCUGAGCAAACAUGCAUUUUUCAACCUGCCCAAUCUUACAGUACUCACGUUAGAUGAGAACAAAAUCAAGAAAAUCGAAACGGAAACCUUCUAUGAGUUGCCAGCGCUACAGAAACUUUUCUUAACUAGUAAUAAUAUAAGCGUUAUAGAAGACGGUGCAUUCAGACACCUUGUAAAUUUACUAGAGUUAGAAAUCGACAAGAAUAACAUAAGUGAAUUAAAAAAAGAAUGUUUCGAUGGACUUGCUAAUUUAAAGAGAUUAGAUUUAAGGAAAAAUAAGAUAGCUAUUUUAAAUUCCUUUACAUUUAUUGAGCUAUGGAACCUCCAAGAACUAUUAUUAGAUUAUAAUGAAAUUUAUAUACUGGCCCAAAGAACAUUCGAUGGUCUUUCACAGUUAAAGAAAUUGAGCUUAAGUCAUAACAGAUUGGUAACUUUAGUUGAUGGAUUGUUCGAAGGAGUUCGAGGUUUGUCAGCUUUGGAUUUAAGACAUAAUAAAUUAAAGAGAUUCACAUUUGAAAACCUACGCCCAAUUUACGACAACUUAAAACUUCAGAAAAGCUACAUCUUUCUAGAAGGAAACGACUUCGAUUGUGACUGCCAUUUGGCUUGGAUGCACAAACUACGCCAUGAGACGAAGAGUAGCAAAGUUAGGACGUCCUUUGAGAAUUUCGUUUGUAAAUUCAACUCAGAUCUCUCACCAAAUUCACACUUUACGUAUUAUGAAAGGAUCGAUACGAAAAAUAAUAUAGACAGCGAUAAAAUAAGAGAUGAUGCAGACAACACAGAUGAAUUUCACGACGAAAUCGAUGAGAGCUAUUUGGAUGAACCAAAGAGAGUGAGAGGUGAUAACGAAAGAACGUUAUUACAAAUUCCCGUGGAGUUAUUGCCUUGUCCCGCCGAGGUUAAGAGCGUCACCGACAGAACCUACACUUACCCAUCUCAAAACGAGGCGAAGGAUUAUAGGAAUCUCAUAACAACAUCGUCUAUUUCGCCGGUCGGCAUAAAUAUUUCAGUUUUCCUCCUAUCAUUACUUUUAUUGUUAGGGUAAGGAUAAGUAAUAAUAAAUAUUUUGCGAUAUUUGUUACGCUUUUACGUCCCGAUUGAGUUUUAGGGACACAUUUGAUUUUAUUUCGGCCUUAUGAGUUUGCUCUUAUAUAUUAUUUGAUCUUAUGAAAGUAAAUUGGAUUCCGCAGUGCAUACAGCCGAUUUAAUUCCUGGAUUCAAUUACUUUUACCGUCUGAAUGCCAAGCUUUGUAUAAAUUAGCUGUCAUUUGCGUUAACCGCAUUAUUAUUGAAGAGAUUGUAUAAAUGAGAUAUUUGCUGUUCUGCUAUUAUGCAUUUUCUAUUCAAUUGAAACCACAAUGUACAUAUUCAAAAUCACAUUCACGGUCUGUUGAAUAAACAUUAUGUAUAAUAUCUACUGUACAGAUAAUUUAAGGGAUUUUGUAAAGAAAUGUGAUAUAAUUGUAAGAAUAUUUUUCAUUGUUUAAAAUUUAUGUUAUGUUUGCGUUGAAUAUGUUCAUUUCCAUGAAUUUUAUCACGAUCUCGUUGUAAACGUAUUUUAAAAGUCUUGUAAAUAUUUGUUUUUAUUGUACAAACAUUAAAUUAACUUAUAAUGUAAAUACAUAACUGUAAAAUUAUAUUCAAAGAGAUCAUCUGUAUGCCAAACUUAUUG